GCGGCGACGGUGCGCGCGCGCACGCGCUCAUGAAACGGAGCCGUGGCUGCAAGGAGUUUUCGGACAGUCUCCUUUCUAUUUGUUAUGGUGCAUAUGAGAAUCAUGGAUACUGAAAGCUGUGAUGAGCAGCUCCAGAAUGAUGCACCGUUUCUCUGCUCUGAUCAGAGGAUGGACGCCGCGCUGGUCGACAGGCUGGUGCUGCAGCUCAACAGAGUCUACCCUCAAAUACUCAGUGACAAGGAAGCCGGCAAGUUUAGGAGUCUGAGCGUGCCCACUAAAGUGCAAUUACAUCAGCUGCUGAAGCACCUGUGUGAAAAAGGUGAAGAGUCUUGUCUUGAGUUCUACGGAGCGCUUCACAUCCAUGCUGAGGACAUCUACCGUGACCUGCCAACCAGAAUCCGACAAAGAGAGAUGGCAGACUCAAACUGGACCAACAGUCUGGCAGCUCCCCAAAAGAGUUAUGUGCUGAAUGACAAAGGACCAGGUUUCUUCUUGAGCUGUUUUAGUUUUGUGGCUGGCCUUGCUAUUCUUUAUUAUUAUGGAGAGGUCAAGACAUUGAGAUUUUCUGGAGCAUUUCUCCAAUGUUCUGCAGUCGGAAUUAGUAAAAACGCAAAGGAUGUUUUCAUUUUUUAUGCAGACGAUAGACACCAGAAAUGAUGAAGCUCCUUGGAUGUUUAAGUGCUUUGUAAAACAAAUUAUGAAAUUUACUUCUUUGCUUUGCCAAACCAAUUUAAAGCUACCCCAGUGUUGAGUUAAUUAGUAAAAUUGUCUAAUAAAUAGAUACUUUUUGUAGUUUUUUAAAGAAAUACACACCUUCAUCAAUUAAUGGCAUGCCAUGCUCUUCAUUAAAAAAUAUGACAUAUUUAAUGUAAGCAAACUGAGCCAAAAUUCAAAGAUAUUCUCUUCUUGUACGUCUAACAAAUUGAUUUUUUUCCUUACAAGGAAUUAUGAAAGUUUAAAAUAAACGUAGCAUCUCACUUAUUACCUUUCCCUGAUAAGUGAAAUAAAAGUAAUUUAUUCUUUUAGGACAUUUUUACUUUAAUAUGUUAAUAAUUUAAAUGACAUUGUUUGCAAUUUCCUUUGUGUGAUUUCCAUUUGCUUAAAAAAAAAAGGAUUGUGUAGACAUCUGCUUAUAUCUGUGCAAUUCUUUGUCAAUAUGCAAGAUUUUAUGCUUUUUUUAUCCAUAGGGAUAUUUUAGUGACAGUAACAGAGUGGACCAUAAUUGUGCUUUUUUAAAGUAACUUUAAUCUUACAGCACUGUCCAUAUAAUACAAUCAUAAGACAAACAGUAAAUCCACACCAGCUUCGUUACUUAUUUUCCAGUGCCUUCCUGUACCUUCUUGCAAAUAUUGUUGAUUACCUGUAUUGCAAGAUUGAAAUGUAUUCCUUAAAAAGACCAAAAUAACAUCAGCUGAAGUUGUAUUUCCUCCAUUUUCGUUUCUAAACCUGAGAGAUGUUCAUAAAAAUCAUUAUGCAUUUAGUUAUGAUUAAAUAGAACAAUUUAUACUGAAUGUGAAGUUAAUAAAAAAGAUCAUUGUAUCAUAUACCAGUACAGUUUUAGUCUGUGCCUGCCAUUAUUUAGUCUACUACCAAAGCAAUUACUUUGUCUGCAUCCUUAAAAUGACACUCUGAUAAUGUUAAAGCAUUUAUGCAAUUGAUUGAGCAAAAUACACUAGAGGGCACUGCUUUCUCAGUCUGUAUAGCACUGCAUGAUGCAUCGAUAAUGGAAAAUACUCCUGUGUGUUGUAUCAAUGAAUAGCAGACAACUAUCGUUACAUAAUAAUGAAAGAUUGAUUGAAUGAGUAAAGUCGGAAAAUAGAGUGCUGCAUUAAAGGGUGCUCACUUGGCAUUUAAGAGAGACCUGAACAGGAAACACACAUUUACAAACUAGAGUUGAUCCUAUGUAUUUAUUUAUUUUUGUUUAAAUUGAAACUUUUGAAGGAAAAAUUUGGAAAAAACCUCUUGAAAAUUGUUGCACUAUUUAUUCCUAAUGCUUUUAGUGUAAAUAGAGAACAGGAAGGGAGUGGAGGAACCAUGAAAUGACACAAAGUGUAAAGGGCUUUUUAAUGACCUUUGCCACUCAGAAGUGUUCCUAAAUGUGAAUGUGUAGUUGUGAGGUCCUGCAACAGGUUGGCAACCUGUCCAGGGUCCCUUCGCCCAAUAGUAGCUGGGAUAGGCUCCAACAACCCAGUGACCCCAACAGGGAUUGGAUGGGUUUUGAAAGCUGAUGUGUAAACUUUGCCUUUUACUUUAUCUGAAAAGUUUUAUCUUGUUCUGACUGACAACAUCAAAUUUCACAUUGUUUUUUCUGAGUGUUCUGGUAUGUGAGUGAAUGACUGGAAUUGAAAAAAUGAGGUUUAUUCUUAUUUGUGAAUGAAUACAAGUCUAUUUCUCGUUGAAGCGUCUUGCUUCAUCAAUCCACUUCAGCAGUUUCAACAGUUCCAGUCCAGAUAAAAUGUUGAUAUUUGGUCAUGUGAAAAUCCCUUUUUACAAUGUAAUUUAGGUAUUGGGCAAAUGUUUACAUAAAAAAUGGGUCAAACUGUGUUUAAACUUUUAUGUUUAAGCCUCUUAUCUGUGUAAAAUUCAUUAGUGCUUGCCUAAGCCCUAAUUGGGGUUUCAGUAAACAGCUCAAACAUUGUUUUCUUUGGAACAAGCAUCUCUGCUGGGCUCUGUCCUGUGUUCACUGUGACAAAUCAGCUGCUGUUGCUACACAACAAUACACUCAGGCCAGCUUCACAAAAAGAACAGCGAAUCGUGGCAAAGUAAGCCACUAUUGUAAAUACUGUUUGAAUGUGGUGUCUGUGGGACAGAUGUGUCUGUAAAGCGUGGAGCUUUGUAUCAAACGAGCCACACCUUUAUCUGCAUUUAUAAACACAGCAGACCUGACACUUCUCCUGGUCUGGGCUCUCUGAAUAAUAACAUAUCGUGCUGCAUUUCAACAAAAAGAGGGUUCUGUUUUGUGUGCAGCAGUGGAGUUGUCUCUGGUCUUUGCAGGGUCACCCUAGGACAGAUGAAGAGACAGACAGAAUGAGGUCACAGGUACUAUAGUGCAGUCUCUUUCACUCUCCUGCUUCCCCUCCACUAGCAGCAAAUGUGUUGUUGGUGAGCUGUUUCUCUCUGUUUCACUGUUUCUUUGGCUUUGCCAGUACAAGAGCAGAACAAUGAUUUUCUAGUAAAUAGUGGCUGAGGUUUGUUUAGGCUUUUUUUCUGAUGGAAACGCCUGUAAGAGUCCAGAGAAGCCACUGUACUCCCAGAUCAACUGUGAAGGUGGUGUCUGUAACAGAGAGUAGAAGACAUGCUGAAAAUAUAGAUGCCUUUAGGAUCAAACCUCAGCAAAACUGUUGUUUUUUUAAAAGAAGGAAGUUGCAAGUCUAUUUUUUCUGCAGUUCCUCCACAACCAUCAUUUAUGACUGAAGUAUUUGACCCCUUUGGGUCCUCAAAAAGAUUAUUUUCUUUGCCAGGGAUAGUCCUUUUUUUUUGGUAGUUGUUCAUGACCAGGUUCUCCGUUUUGUCAUCCUUCUGUCAUUCCUUGUGUCAGGUUUUUUUACUGUUUGUUUUGCCAUGUUGAACUUGGAUCAUUUUUGUCUUUGAGUUUCUGCCACAAGUCUUUCUCCUGUACUUGGGUCCUCCACAGCCACCAUUUCUGACAAAAACCACAACAUAACAUAAAGAACAACCUAUAACUUCAGAUAAGGAAUAAUACAACAUUUCUUUUUUUUGGUCAAAGGUGAAAAAUAAUGAAAGCAAAACAAGUUAAAGUUCAUCUGAACUUUAUCCCUUUUUUCACUUCCCAAUUUUCCAGUACAUGGGCCUCAACCGUAAAUAAUGUCAUGUGUUAUGAUUAAUUUAUGACCAGUGUGUAUCCCUGUAACCACAAUUCAACCAAAGUGUAAGGGCUGUGUUAAUAACACCCAAAAAAGCUGCAGUUUUCCGGAAAGUUCAACCGCCAGGGUUUUUGCUCAUCAUUUAGAUUCCAUCGCGCUGCAGACAAAGCCAGGAAACACAAUGUCCCUGCACGUAAACACACCCUCACAAAAAGCCUAAUCAGACGGUAGCAAUCUGCAAUUUAUGGACUGAAGCCAACUCAUUAUGGGCUGCCGAUGCACUGUCAACCACAAAUGUAUUUAUACUUCAGUCUGGAUUCUGGGAGGUUAAAUGUUAGUAAGUGAAAAGAAAAAAAAAGGGAAAUUAAUCAAAUAAAGUGAAUGAUUCAGCUGAAGAGUGAAAUGUAAGUAGAUUAUGUUUAAUCUAUUGGCCAAAAAUCAAAUAUGCUGUAUUGUAUAUAGUUUCAGUUGUUAAUUUAUAACUUUAACCAUUUAAUAUCUUCAUUAAAUGUUGCUGUCAUUAUUUUGCACAUUGAUCAUUUUGUUUAUUUUAGGUUCAUAUGUCUUUCAAAGUGGCGCACAAGUAGAGAGAAAAAAACAAAGCCAGAGCAUGCAAAAUAAAGUUCUUAAUGCAUGAUAUAAACUAAAUUUAUCUGUGUUUUAAUAAGACCCUGCCUGGAACAAAUGACACAAAAAUGACUUCUCCUCAUUGUUACUAUGACCUAACAAUGUCUUAUCCUCAGAAUCACAGUGACGGCCUGAAAACAGUGGAUAAACUAAAUAGCGUUUAUUGGAAUGAGAACUUGUUAGGAUAAAGGUUUAGUUUGUUCACGUAUCUGUGUUUUAGACAGUUACUGAAGGUCAAACAGUAAGGACCUGACAGUGUGUGUCUGUGUGUUAAAUCUCCGAUUGGGGGCAAGGGAGAGGUUUGGAGUUAGGUAUGUAGGUCAUUCUCAUCAUGCACCACCAACUAUAUUAGACAUGAUAUUCAGUGUGUGUGUUGGUUGUGGUGGGGGUAGUUGUCAAGACAGGAGGGCAGCUGAAUCUAGAAGAAAGCAACAAGAAGGAAAGGAAAAUGUGAUGAGAAUGAGAGGGCUCUGGAAGUGGAAGCAUGGGGGUCAAAGGGCCAAUGAAAAUGCAAUGACUCUCACGUGGAGGUUUACCAUCUAACGCCGGAUCUCAUAGAAAUACAAUUGGUAGAUAUUUGAAUUUUACACUCAAAUUUUUAUUUAUGGUUUAUGUGUUGAUCCUUCUUUUCCAGAGACAGGGGGGAAAAUCCCUUUUUCUACUCAAUCUGGCAGAAAUUAGGUGAUUUAGUUUGACCAUGCUAAAGUUCAUAAGCAUGCAUUUUGGCCUGUCAAAGAUCAGAGUUGAAUUUGCAUCACAACAUCUGAUCUCAUCUCCGUAUCACUCCCUUACGUUCUCACCUGAAUGACUUUGAAUGUGACUCUUUCAUUUAUUUCCAUAAUUUCUCAAAUGUUAUGGACAUAUUUUCUUUUUUUAAACACACACUUCACUCCUUUUAUUCUUGUCUGUGCUGACUAACUAAAACCCGGUGAACUCUGACCUGGUUGCCGUGGUUGCAGCAGGAGUCCAGCUGGUAACAGGCUGUUUGUGACCGUCAAUGGACGUAAUGUUAGUCAGAGGGACAUAUUUUGCUGAAGGGAAGGAUGAAGGGCACGAAAACUGAAGAUGAUUCUUAGAGCUAGAUCUGUUUUCAUUUUUCACGAGGAGGAUCCCAGCUGUGACCUACAGACAUGAGAUGGUGAUUAGUGUGCAGCUGACGGUUGUUAAAUAAAAGGUUUGGCUUCUGGUUCACUAGUUUUAGGUUGCAUGCAUGGGCCAGCAGCAAAGCCACAUCCAGCGCCUGCUUAGCUGCACUCUUCACUGGCUCAGACGUUCAUGUUCAGAGUGGCUGAGCUUCUGGGUUAAGCAUCUGGAUGGAUUUCCUGCGGAUGAAAGAAUGUAACUGGCACAGAAAAAGAAAAUGUUUACAGUUUGGGAGAUAAUGUCUGAGAAGAGAAUUACAAAAAUCAAAUAGAAAUGUGUACUCUGUGCUUUCUCCCAAAAGGACAAGGCAGCCUGUUGAUGAGGCCAGAACUCAUUUUGUGCUUCCUGUUCACUGAUGUUCAGGAUCUUGUUGCCAGCACAAUACGCAGUCAUUAUUAAGGAGUGACUCUUGAAAAGAUAAACGUUGGUGCAGCAAAGACAAUCAUUUGCUUGUAAAAAAAAUGGAUGCAGUAAGGAAUAAAAACAAAUAGCUGCAAAUAAAAAUGAUUUUGUUCGUUUUUAAUCUAUCCUUUGAUGAUUGUGUGGGUCACUUCUUCAAGGCUGCUCUGGAUUCUCUGUUACACAAUUUGUUGACGUUACAAAUCAACGCAGUGGUGACAGGCUGUUUUUGCCAGUAAUCAUGCUGCGUCUGCACACUAGACAACUGACAUUUCAGUCAAGUCUCAGUAACGUCAAACUUUAUGAUUGCAACCUUGCAAGAAUAGAAAAAGGAAAUUCUGAAAGAAAUAUAUUGCAAUCAGUUUUGUUCUACGUAUGAAGUAGAUGGUAAAAAGUUCUGAUUACUCAUUUUGUAUAUUAUUGCAUAAGAAAGGUCAUCAAAGAUGGAACUCUUCUUUUUUGACCAAAUUGAUUCUUGUGAGGGUGAGGAUUAUGUAAGAAAUGCUUAGCCUGUGUUUGUGUGUUCAUGCCAGGGCAGUGGACUCUGGUCCAUUACAAAUAAAUCCCAGGCAGGCUCAGAGGAUGCUUUGACUGACAAAAACAAUUUGCCCUUUUGAAAACAUAAAAACAACAAAGUUUCAAUGUAAGCAUUGUUGCUAAAUGAACACACACUGUGGCUCUCUAGGAAACUGCUUGAUAGCAGCAGAGCAGUCAAGGCCAGAGCACCAGCAAAUUCUGAGGAUUCAAUAAUCAGCAGCUUCCUUAGAAGCUGACACCCCGCCCCCUUUCUUUUCUCAACCCUGCAGCUGCAGAGAACAUAGCUUGUCAGAGGCUAACCAGACCCUUGAGUUACUAAGAACUGUCCUUCCUCUUCUGCAGAGACAAAAGAAAAGAAAAAACAGAUGCACCAUAUAAUUUGCCACAAAACAAACUACAUUUGAGUUUAAAUGUCUUUAUGAUGUUAACAAUCCACUAGUGGUAAAAUUGAUGCUUAAGGGGAAGUAAGAACCAAGCAAAAUGAGGGUUUAUUGCAGCCAGACAAAAACUGUGAUGAAGCCAUCAGUUUUUAAAUGUACCAGCGCCAGCCACAAGACACUGCAUCUUAAUGAAUGGCUUGUGUAAUACCAAGACCUGCAUCUGUCAGAAAGACAGUCCUACAAGAGGCAUACAACAAAACCUCACUAAGUUUCUCUAAAUAUUCUGUUGCCCUGAAAAGCACUGGAGAGUCCUUGUGACUGUGAUUUGGACCAAAUGCCACAAAUGGCACACUGUCAUGACAUGUCUGGGUCAGCUAUUCUGUUCCCUCACACAGGCCUUUCAAAGAGAGCCCUUUAUCCCCAAGUCAACAGACCACAGUCAGAUAAUGUGCAUAGUCAGAUGACAGGUUGAAAACAUGGAGUCACUGUGUCUAGAACCCUGGCAGCUGACUUUACUCCCCCAAAAAUUAUCAACAAAUAUUGUUUAACAAGUAACUUACUGUCAUGUACUUUGAAAACACAUGGACGCCCACAGCACACAUGGAAACCAGACCUGUCAUACUCUGUAAACACGUAUUAGGUUGCGAUGACCAAAUAUACUGAAAGAAUGUUUUAAUUUAAAGCAAUAUAACGUAAUCAACCAAAGCCCCACAUUUUAAUAAAUAACUAGUCAAAAUUUAGCUGACAGAUUUUUUUUUAAUGUAAAUGAACAUCCAACAGGUGUGCAUGUAUUCAGACUUUUACAGAGAAUAUAUAUGACCUUUGCUGGUAUUUGAAAUUCAUGCAUAAACACAAAUGACAUGCUUUUGCUAAGUGUGUCUGAUGUGUUUCUGAGUUUUCUGAGCUUCAUUUUGUGAUGAAUUGAGGUUUUUAUCAGUCGGACUCAUGAGAAAACUAACAUGGAAGAGAGAUCAGGAGUUAGAUGAGAAGAGGCGGGCAGGCUAGGUCAAGAUAAAACUGUUGUUUGAACAAGUAUGAACUCUCUGCUGUGCCUGACAGUGGAAUAACACAGAUGGAUUCAUUCAAUAAUAUUCAACAGGAGCAGCUUUCUGUAGUAUCUUAUCAUAUAUCAGCAAUCUUCCUGGGGCCAUGUGAAGGAGGAAAGGUUUGGGGUGUUUAAUAUAUGACUUUAAAAACAAUAGAUGAUAACUAAGAAGUACAAACAAUUUUAAAUUUUUUAACUUAAAUAUCCUUUUCCCACGUUGUCAUGCUGAUUGCUGCACCACAAGAUAGCAUGCAGGUCAAUACGAGGCAGCAGUGGUUGUGUUCCUAUGAAUUCAGCCUCUGGCAGGGAGAACCGGCUCUUCAAAGCAACCAUGCAAGACAGUGUAGUCAUUUAUUAUCGAGUUAAUUGAACUAGCUGUUGAAAAAAUCUAAUUAUAGAUAACUGCAUGCAUUUCCUUGCUUUUUUCCCAGUAACACAUAAGCACUUCUUUGCUUUCCAUCCAUCAUGUUGCAUCAGCAGCCCCCUUUUCUCACUCACCUCAAACUCUCUGGCCCUCAUCCAGAUCGGAAUUGACUCAACUGUAAAUCUAAUUUCCAUGAUUCUCCGUAGAGCUUUUACUUUUACAGCAUCAUGUAGAGCAAAGCAAACAGUGCUUCAGAGUGUGGUCCCUCCCCUUCUGCUGUUCAAACAAUGAAACAUUUUUUUAGUACAAAAUACAGUAAAACAGAUCUGAUCAUUUUACAAAAGCUCAAAAGUAGAAAACCAUUCCAGUUCUGUAAGGAAAUCUGAUUCAAAAUCAGAUUGCUUUUAAAUUCCAGCAUAAAAAACAUUCUAAAAUUAAAAGCUUGCGAAAAGUCUGAACAUGAGAUCUUGACAAGGCAACAAUUGAUUACUUUCUUAUAGAUUCAUGCUGGUGGAAGGCACAUUAUAAAUGAGAUCAAUUGCCGGUUUUAUUGAGCGUAAGGGUAUUACAUUUAGCAUUUGCUGGCAGGGCUUUGACAAUCAGAGGAAAAUGCCUCUAGCAACCAGGGCCUCCCUUCCUCCCUCCAUGUUCUGCAAUCAAAAACACACACAUGCAUGUUCAAACAAAUGGUGCUAUUAGGACUGCAACUGUGAAGAUGACACGGGAAGUCCAUUUUGUUGCUGUGUAAAAGAGAUGCUGCACACACUCUGUCACAUUUUUUAUUUACUGUUUAUUGUUAAAUGAAAACUUUAUCCGCCACAUAAACCAUGGCCCUGGAUGUUAUAUUGAUUCUAGCAGUAAGGGCAGUGCGGAAUCAGCAUUUAAAAAAGAUCACCAAGUUGCCAAAAGAUCAUUUGGUUCUCAGAUGAAUCAGUAUGACCUGUAUCUCUGCAAAAAAAAAAAAACACUUAGACAGCUGCUAAAAACCUUUCCAUGGAUUGACAAGUCUUCAAAUAGUCACAAACUCAUUAAAUAUGACUUCUGCCAUGUUGUUCCUCUUUAUGAUACCAAACCCCGAAGAAGUGGCUAUUUGAGAAUCGAAAACAGUAAGCAAAAACUUUGACAUUUCCAAUUCAACAACACUGGCUGCAUGUCUGUUUGUUUUUAACUUUAAUUUUCAUCUUUAGCUAACCACUUCCUAUUUGACAGAUGGCAAACAUUAUCCAAAA
Messenger RNA from Oryzias latipes (Japanese medaka), 9548 nucleotides. RefSeq names its product caspase recruitment domain-containing protein 19. Lineage: Eukaryota; Metazoa; Chordata; Actinopteri; Beloniformes; Adrianichthyidae. The record is from RefSeq and is a predicted model, not a curated record. Gene Ontology annotation, cellular component: mitochondrion.